Cyanidioschyzon merolae strain 10D is the source of this 1173-nucleotide messenger RNA. RefSeq lists its product as hypothetical. Gene Ontology annotation, molecular function: catalytic activity. The record is from RefSeq and is a predicted model, not a curated record. NCBI's taxonomy places the organism in Eukaryota, Rhodophyta, Bangiophyceae, Cyanidiales, Cyanidiaceae. The transcript has a single exon. The coding region runs from base 1 to 1173 and encodes 390 amino acids.
AUGGGCGAGGUGGCGUUCGAUGAGUCCGCAACGGUACUGGUCAUUAACGGCGUUGCAGUCUCAAGCGCGCUCGCUCUGACCACUUCAGACUCGGGAGCCGUCUAUGUUCUCAAGAGUGCACUAGAGCAGCUUGGUGUGCAACCCGCGGAGCACGCCGCUGUUGUAUGGAAGCUUUUGCACAGUUAUUCGCCGGCAGCGUUUCUACUCGAACUCCCGCAGGGUGCGUACACUGCGGCGCGUACCGUGAACGGAGGCAGAAGCAUUGUGUGCUAUGCUUUCCACGUUCAACGCUUGCAGCGAACGCUUGCAGCUUUGGUUCAGGACGCUGGCAGAGCACCGCUACAGCCCCUUUUAGAGGAUACAGAAGCCGCGAGCUGUCGGUUUUCCCUUUUUUCCACCAAGAAACUGAGGGAUAGUAUAAGAACUGCACUUCACCAGUGGGCCCUCGUCUAUCAGCGUAAACAGGGUGGAAACGGCGAGGCGGCAGAGGCUCUGAUUAUUAUCUACAUUCCAUGCGUCGAUGGAAAUAAAGUCUUUUCCGCGAGAACCAGCGAUUCCAAAGCGUGUUGUAACCUGCAUGAAACUGUACCCGUAUUCGUGCGCUGCUCUGAACUUGCUCCACCAACAGUAGAGCACGAAGUGGUAUCCAAGCACGCGGAGGUUGAGUUCCAUUUAGGAAUAGAACGGUCCAAUCCUAGCAUUAAGUACAGUGGCUGGGUUCGUGAUCGCAAGCGAUGCGAGGAACUUCGAGAACACGCCGACUCUAUUGAGCUUGUAAUUGUGCGGAGAGCAUCUACGUCGCUGAUCAUUCUUGAAGGCCUUGUGAGCAAUAUUUUUUUCAUUUACAAAGAGGGGUAUGUUGCUACUGCCGUGAAUGACGUACUACACGGUCACAUGCGGGAGCUAGUCCUUAGGGUCUGCGAAGCGCACAACGUUCCACUUCGACUCGAGAAACCUCCUCUAGUUGAGGAGCGUGCGCAAUGGUCUGAGGUUUUCCUCGUCUCCGCAACUCGAGUGAUUACUCCUGUGCACCGCGUGUGGGCCGGACGCUCGCUAGGAAUGUCAAAUGAGUUAUGGAGGAACGAAAACUCGCCCAGCAUGUUUCUGAAGCAGAUUCGAUCGUGGACAAUAGAGGAAAUGCAUCGAACGUCAACGGAUUUCCGCGACUUAUGA